Messenger RNA from Mesoplodon densirostris (Blainville's beaked whale), 5697 nucleotides. It is a transcript of the gene RTL6, whose product is annotated as retrotransposon Gag like 6. Bases 653 to 1372 code for a protein of 239 amino acids. Lineage: Eukaryota; Metazoa; Chordata; Mammalia; Artiodactyla; Ziphiidae. The record is from RefSeq and is a predicted model, not a curated record. The transcript has 2 exons.
GCGCGAGCUGGUGGUCUCCAUGGUAACCAGCGGGGCCCAAGCGAGGCGAGCCUGGAGCCGCCACCACCGCCACGCAGGCCCCGCCCGCACCCAGGCAGCUCAGCCACCAGCCCUCCGCUGCGACCCCGGCCCGGGUCCCAGCUCGGCUUGUGCGCCCGCCAGAGGCUGCCCGCGCCUGCCUCCUGCCACCGCCGCCCCGGCCUGACCUGACCGGGAAGCAGUUCCGCGGGCCGCCGCCGCCGCCGUGACUCAUCUGCCUGUCCGCAUUCCCCGAUCGGGCCAUCUUGGUCGCGGCCGGCGCGGCAGACGGAGCCGCGGAGGAAGCCGCGGAGACCCAGGGCCCAGAACAAGUCCACCCUCCAGUGCAGCCCGCCAUGGCCUUGUGAGGGCGGCGAUCAAGGAGCCACAUCCGGAGCUGGGGAUCCCCAAGGGUCUGCACCCCCUGCCUGGUCUGGCUGUGCUCAUCUCUCGGUCCGUCUGCCCUGCCUUCUUGUUUGGGCUUCUCAGCCACUCUGGGUCUUGAACCCUACCCUUUCCUUGAUUUCUCUCUGGGUUUACCCAAUUUUAGCAUUACAGGUGCUCAGGUUCUGGGAUAACCAAAUCCCCUUCUCCCGCUUCAUCAGUCUCAGCCUUUGGCCGACCUCUGGCCACCAUGGUUCAACCUCAGACCGCAAAAACUGAAACCCCAGCCUCUGCAGCUUCUACCAAUGCCCAAAUGGAUGACGUCAUCGACACCCUGACCUCCCUGCGCCUCACCAACUCCGCGCUGAGGCGGGAGGCCUCGACCCUGCGGGCAGAGAAGGCCAACCUCACCAACAUGCUGGAGAGCGUGAUGGCGGAGCUGACCUUGUUACGCACCCGGGCUCGGAUUCCCGGGGCGCUGCAGAUCACCCCACCCAUCUCGGCCAUUACCUCCAAUGGGACCCGGCCGAUGACAACGCCUCCAACCUCUCUGCCCGAGCCCUUUUCCGGAGACCCUGGCCAGCUGGCGGGGUUCUUGAUGCAGAUGGACAGAUUCAUGAUCUUCCAGGCCUCGCGCUUCCCCGGAGAGGCCGAGCGAGUGGCGUUCCUCGUGUCCCGGCUGACUGGGGAGGCGGAGAAGUGGGCGAUCCCCCACAUGCAACCCGACAGCCCCUUGCGAAACAACUAUCAGGGAUUCCUGGCCGAGUUGCGGAGAACCUACAAGUCUCCGCUGCGGCACGCCCGGCGCGCCCAGAUCAGAAAGACUUCGGCCUCGAAUCGAGCCGUGCGGGAAAGGCAGUCGCUCUGCCGCCAGCUGGCCGCCACGGGCACGGUGCCCUGCCCUGUGCACCCAGCUUCCAACGGGACCAGUCCAGCCCCGGCCCUGCCCACCAGAGCUCGGAACCUUUAGGAAUCGGCCACCACCCUGGUCCGUCUGCCGCCACCCAGGUAGCAUACCCCCUUUGCUGCGUAGAAGAAGUGUCCGUACCACAGCAUCACCCUUGUUUGAAGACAUCCCUUCCCACCUCUCUCGUUCCAUAAGGACAUCUGUCAUUGCUCCUGGGCGCCCUGUGACCCACCUUGCUUCCUGGUAUUACGUGCUAGCUUGGGACCUCCACUGCAUGUUUCCCUUCUCUCGCUUGCAAUUCCAGCUCUUCUAGUGACCACAGCUCUGCUGCUGGGUCACGCUGACCCCGCAACACACUUUGGACCAUUUGGCCUGACCUUUCCCAGCCUGACCAGGUUCACAGACGCUCCUCUUCCACCCUCUGCAGGCCCCACGGCAGCUCCCCACCUGGUUGCCCUGUUCUCAGUAGUGAGCUUGCUGAUGACAGAAAGAAGCCCUUUUGGCCAGGCGGGUGGCUUGAUGGGGGUACCUGGAGUGGAGAGCCUGGCAUCCUGCCCGUAGGUGAUUGCCAGCCCUGCCAGGGCCCAGUGUAGCAGGCAGGGGCCUCGUCUCUGCUGUCAGCGGCCAAGGAUCACAGCUGGGAGUGUGGUUCCAGCAUUUCCGGGGGGCCAGCUUCACUCUGCACAUUAGUAUGCAGUCAUUGUGCCCCAUUGCUGCCACUGGGAAAGACUGAUAAUGCAGCCUUAGGGGGGAUCCCCCGGUGGCUGCACUCCCAUCAGUGCCUGGCUUUAGCUGCCAGUGUUCUGAUAGCGCCAGGACUGGGGGGAAUCCGGAGCUCGCCUGCUAGGAAGGUCGUUGUGACUUGAGAUCACUGGGCAUUUCCAUCAAGCCUCCACAGGCAGCACAUACAUGUCCAUCCCUGCUUGAGACCCCCGGCAGGCUGAGGGUGGGAUCUAGAGGCUCACUUUGCUGCCCUGGACCCCCUGUGGGAAUCAGCGGUGGUGUCCCCCACUGUGGGAAUCAGCAGUCCCCCCUCCUCUUUGCCCCCUGGCACUUGGUGGUGCGCUUGUCUAGCUUGAGACCUGUUCCCUUCUUCCUGCAGGGGACAUGUGGCCUUCACCUCAGCCCCUUGAGCCACACACACGGUCUCUAGGUCUCCAAAACCUCUGUGUAGCGUGUCCUCCCCAGGCCUGGGCUGUCCAUCAGAUGUCCAGCCUUUGUCCCAGAAAACAUGGACUCAGGGCUGGAGACCCAACUCCUCUGGGAUGCAUCACUGAACCCUUAAGGAGAGAGGGUGUCUGCCUCUGCAGCCCCGGCCGAGGCCUUGCUGGCAUUUUCAAAGGAAAAGAGCUGUGGACUGCCUCGGUCCUAAUGCGGCGACAGUGCAGAGCUGGUGCCCGUGUUCUGAUUCUGAGGGACAAACCUGUGCCUCUUAGUGGUGGGUGGCCUUGUGCUUCCUCACGGGGGACGCCCAGAAUCACUUUCUGAAUGAGUCUUGGCCAAGCCCUUUGGGCUGUGAUGCUCCCACCAUAUUUCAAUGCCAAAUGAACCACAUUUCCAUGACCCCCCGGGCGGUGGGAGAUGGGCUGUCUUACCUUGGAUUCAUCUGCCCCUGUUCUGCUGGUCCUGGCCUGACUGCAGGAGGACAGCCUCUGUGCACCCCUGCAGGCCUACGUCUUGGGACCCCCAGAGGUUGGCUCCUAGGGCCCAUCCCCUCUUCCUAAGAGUUUCGAUGGUGCAGGGGAAAGUGACUGCGUUCCUGAAGCAACCACCGCCUACAAGGUCAAGGGUGAUCAGUGGUUGCUGGGGUUCGUGGACCACUGCUGCCCACUCAUCAUAAACUCUGUUAGCCCAGUUGCCCUGCUGAACCACUGCCUGAACCCAGGCUUCAGGCCCCCCUGGAUUCCAGCCAAGGCUGUUCAGGUGGGACCAUGGUGCUCAUUAAGUGUGAAGCGGGGGAGGGCACACAGUGGGCCACUCUUCUGGGGGGCGGGCCCUCCGGUGGGGGGUUGUGCAGAUCACUUGCACUUCCUGCUCUAUUCUCUUCUGCCUACCUGCCAGGUGGAGGUGCCCACAGCUGAAGGGGUACAAUGACACCCGGGGAAAAGGAGGUAACUGACACCUUGAAGGUUUCCUAGUGGCCCAGCCCAGCCAGGGUAGGAGACCCAGCAUGGGAGCAGGGCAGGAACUGCUCGCCAACACCUGGCUGUGCCCAAGUGGCAUUAGAAGUCCUACUGUGUUUGCAUUCGUACUGCAUUUCAGCUGCUGCACGUAACUAGGCCAGAACCACUAGGCAAGGCUGGCCAUGCUGCCUGCCCGCACCCGUGACCAGCCCUCUGCAUAUGGGUCGUCGUGCCCAGCCUGGGCUGCUGCUGCAGCUUCGUCUGGGUUGGUGAUUGGGUUGGGUUUUGCCUGUUGCUGCUCAUGGUUACGGGCUGGGGACUGGUGCUGCUGGACGCCUGCGACCUUCUUGAUCGCUUCCUCAACCUUGGAAACCGGAGUAGAUGCGAGGCUUGGGGUUGGACUUGGAAGAAGCCCCACAUUGGGAGCCCCUGGUGGCUCUAGUGGAAGAUACCCUAGUCCCCAGCUAGAGAGGAUGAGACCCAAGCUCUAUGCAGCCCAGAGCAAGAGCAAGUGACUGGGAGGACCAAGCUGGAGAAGGCAGCAAGGGAGGGGAGCUGCUUUGUACAUAUUUGGGGUUUAUAAUUUCUCUAAAUUUAAGAGAACAGGUGUUGAUUUAUUAAAGGGACAGGCAGUUAGUAGUGUUAAACAGUGCAUGUGAGGGAAAGUUUUAUGUUUUUCAUGGUGUUGAUAUUAUUUGGACUAUAUUGUGUCUGUCUGCUGGUCUCCGUGGUACCCCAUCUGGUAAGGAAGCUUCAGUGCUUAACAGGGCAUCGUUCGAGAUCAGAUGUAGAAGAAGGGGUGACCUCUGGCCUACUGUAUAGUGUGACCUUGGGAUUGACUUUAUGUCCUGAAGCAUUUCGGUGACUUCUGGGAAAAAGCCAAAACCCAUCUCACUGGUCCCAGGUGAGUAUAUAAUGAGGAAGUCAUGACACGGAGCCCAAAAGUACCCCAUGAAGAUGCAGGUAAGAUGCACGAGCUGCUGUUGUCAAGAGGGACAGAACUACCUGCUGGACCAUGAUCCUGGCAGUUCGGCCUUUAGGAGGAGGAGUAAAUGUGGGGAGAGCUGGGCAGGUACUUAGGUUACCUUAAGGGAGCAGCCCCGUGACUGAACGAGCACACACACAACGGGGCCAGCUACCAGGGGUGGAGUUUGGGCGGGAAGAGGGGAGAGAUCUUAGCAGCCGUCCCUACCAUCUUGCAACCAGAGCUGUAAGCCUGAGAUCCCCUCUGCUCGGAAAGCCUUAAGUUAGGGGCUUAGAGUUGAAGACACAGAUGGGGCUCUGGAGAAGGCAACACAGCACCGAUUGUUGGGCCGGCAGCAAAAGCUUGCCUGUGUGGGGAGAGGGCUGGGGUUUAGGAUAAUUCCAUCACCCACCACGUGUGGACAGAGCUGAUGACUGGUGUGGUCUCGGGGUCCCAACGUCGUGUGUGGCCAUUGGCAGAGCACGGACACAGUAGAGGGGGUGGGGUGACACCAGCUUGCCGCGACAUCAGUAACUCCUUUGGGUAACCAAGUAACAAUGUCCUGGUGGUUUUCAUUAUCAAAGCCAACCUACACAAAGAAAUUUUGGAAAAUAAAGUAGUAGAAAGAAGUACAAUUUUUAACAUUUUGGUGUUUCUCCUAGUCUCUCCCCACCCCCCGCCCCCCAUGGUUUCUCUGCUUUUUGUUUUAACAUAGUUGUGAUACUACCUACUGCAAUGAUCCAAUAUCGUGUAUUUUCAUUUACGUCACGGGCGUUUCCCCGUGUUCUUUCUAAUUUUAUGUUGAAAGGCCGUGUAGUCUUCCGUCAAGCAGUGCCAAUGGUUGAUCACCAAUGCUCUUACUAAUUUUUCACCAUUAGAAAUUGAUGAAUAUCUUUGUGCAUAAAGUUUCCCCCAACGUCAAGUUAUUUCCUUAGGGUAGAUUCUCAGAGGUGGGAUUUAUUGCAUUAAAGAAUAUGAAAACUUGUGAGACCAUGAUUACAUACUGACAAAUGGUCUCCAGAAAUGUUUAUACCCAUUUACACUGCCACCAGCAAAGAUAAAUGUGCUCAUUUUACCAUCUUGCCAGUACUGAGUAUUCUCAUCUGGCCAAAUACUUGCUAAUCUGAUCAUGAAAAAAAUAACAUUGUAUUUUAGUUUGCAUUUUUUCGAUUUCUAGCAAAGUAGAACAUCUUUUCAUGUCAAGCAGUUGUAUUUCUUUUGUGGAUUGUCGGUGUCCUCUGCUCUUAUCUACUGGGGGUCUGAUAAAUUUGUAUGAGCUCGUUAUAUAUUAAAGAUAUUAA